UAUUCAAACUGUGAAUGUACGGACUGUCGAAUGGUGGAAGAACGGCGUAAAUUGAAUAAUCUGUUAAGCAGUCGACGAUUAGAUCCAAAUCAUACGGCAUCACGUCCGUCAAACGGUAAAAAGAUACGUGAUCCAAAAUGUGCCCGAUGUUCAGCACAUGGAAAUAAGCAACCUUUACGUGGUCAUAAGAAAGCUCAAUGUCCAUACAUCGAUUGUCCUUGUCACCUGUGUAAGCUGGUGGAACAUCGUAGAGUUUUAAUGGCACGACAAAUAAAGUUACGAAGGGAUCAACAAAAACAACGACGGGCACAAACGGAACAAAAGAAGAAGAAAAGUGACGUAAAAAAACGUUAG
This is a messenger RNA of Enterobius vermicularis (human pinworm), 354 nucleotides long. The record is from the annotation of a GenBank genome assembly. Lineage: Eukaryota; Metazoa; Nematoda; Chromadorea; Rhabditida; Oxyuridae.